AUGGCAUCAGCAGUUGCUGCUAGCCCCCUUCUUGCAGCCGCUGCUGCUGCAACCACUCCGGUUGCUCCUCGCUCCCCUGUUCCUUUUCCUGCUCCUUCUUCUCCUCCUUCCCCUGCCAUUGGUCCUCCUCCUGCUCGUUCUGCCUCUGCUGCUGCUGUCAUGGCAUCUACACUUUCUGCUGGCCCCUUCCUUGCAGCACUCCUCUCCUAUCAAGCAUCCCACCUGAACAGCAUCAGCUCACCACAAAUUUCCUCUCAAGCCGCUGCUGCUGCUUCUGCUUCUGGUGGGGCUUCUGCUUGUGCUCCUGCUGCCGGUAGUGAUGGUGGCGGUGUUGGUCUCUUUCUGGCGAAUCACCAACUUGCACCUCACCUUAUCAACGCACAGCUUGCAUUUGCUUCUGCUGCUGCUGCUCCUACCACCGGUGGCGCUUCUGCUGUUGGUGCUGCAGCCCCUUUUGCUGAUGUUGUUGGUGGCGGCUGCGGCGGUGCUAUGUCAUUUCUGACGAAUCACCAAGCACCUCAUCGGCGCAACACACAACAUGCACUCGCUGCUGCUGCUAAUCGUACUGCUGGCGACGGUGGUGGUGGUGCCGGUGCUGCUGCUGCUGCUGGUACUGCUGCUGCUGCUGCUGCUGCUGCUGCUGCUGCUGCUGCUGCUGCUGCUGCUGCUGCUGCUGCUGCUGCUGCUGCUGCUGCUGCUGCUGCUGCUGCUGCUGCUGCUGCUGCUGCUGCUGCUGGCGCUGCUUGUUCUACAGAAGAAGUUUGGGGAAGCAAGGAGGGAAGGCAGGUCAAAUUGGAGCAGAUGGGAGAUGCGGUAAGCAGGGGAGAGGGGAGAUCUGAGCGUUUCAGGCUGGAUGGUCAAGUGGGAGGGGUUUGGGGAAAAAGCAAGGAGGAGAGAGGUAAGAAGAGAGGGAGAAAGGAAGAGAAGGAGGAGGAGGACGAGGACGAGGACGAGGAGGAAUUUGAGCGAAAAGGAAAAUUCCUGCCAAUGCGAGUUGUCCUGGGGGAAACAGGUGCAAGGAAGGGAAUUGGAGGAGGAAUGGCAGCGAGAGAUGGUGGUAUGGGGGGGGGCGGUGGCAGUGGGAGUGGUGGUGGGGGGCAUGGUGGGGGAGGGGAUGAUGGUAGGAGUGGUGGUGGGAAUGGUGGUGCGAAUGGUGGGGGUAAUGGUGGAGGGGUAGGCGGUGCCAGGGUUGUUAGCAGUGGGAGUGGGCAUAGUAGCGGGUGCAGCAAAGCAGGCUCGAGCAGCAGAGCAAGGCGGAAAGCAGCAAAGACAAGUAAAGCAGAUAGAGAAACACCUACAACUAUUCCCAAAGAUGCUGCUGCAACGGCGUCGAUUCGCUCUGAUGGCGGUGAAUCGCACAGGAGAGGUGCACCUGUUGAUGCUUCCUCUAAUGAACCUACAGGUGCCAACACUGUCCCAUCUUUUCUGUCCACUCUGCCGGCCGGGAAGCGAGCAAAAAAGGACAAAAACAGGUACCGUGGUGUGCGGCAGCGGCACUGCGGGAAGUGGGUGGCGGAGAUCCGAUUCCCCAAGAAGAAAUCCCGCGUGUGGCUCGGAACGUUCACCUGCCCAGAAGAGGCUGCCCGAGCAUACGAUCGGGCAGCUGUGAAACUUCGUGGGCCCCGAGCGCUGACGAAUUUUCCGGAUGAGUAUGAGAAUUGGCAAAAUGGGGCGGGAGAUGACUUGUUGGGGUUUAAGGGGGAGGAAGGAGUGGAGAAGGAGGAAAUGGGGAAGGAUGAGGUGGGGUUUAAGGGGGGAAGUGCAGCAGAGAGAGGGGAGGGAGGCAGCAAAGGGGAGAUGUAUACGGUUAGAGAUGGUGAGGAUGAGGGGAGGGGAGCGGAAGGUAGUAAGCAGCUGGGGAAAAGGGCGAGGAGCAAGGGUGGAGGAAAAAAUGAGGGAGGGGAGGAAGAGAAGAUGGACGUGAGUGGAAACGGUGAGUGCAAGCCUGCUCCUGCUGCUGCUGCUGGUGGUAGUAGUGGUGGUGCUUCUGCUUCUGCUGCUGCUAUUGCUGGUGCAGCUGCUGUUGCUCCUGCUAUUGAUGGUGGUGCUGCUGCUGCUCCUGCUGUCGCAACCCAUCGGCUCAUCACACAACAUUCACCUGCUGCUGCUGCUGCUGCUGCUGCUGCUGCUGCUGCUGCUGCUGCUGCUGCUGCUGCUGCUGCUGCUGCUGCUGCUGCUGCUGCUGCUGCUGCUGCUGCUGCUGCUGCUGCUGGCGCUGCUUGUUUUACAGAAGAAGUAUGGGGAGGCAAGAAGGCAAGGAAGGUCAAAUUGGAGCAGAUGGGUGAUGCGGUAAGCCGGGGAGAGGGGAGAUCUGAGCGUUUCAGUGUGGAUGGCCAAGUGGGAGGGGUUUUGGGGAAAAGCAAGGAAGAGAGAGGCAAGAAGAGAGGGAGAAGGGAAGAGGAGAAGGAGGAGGACGACGAGGAAGAGGAGGAGGAGGAGGAGGAGGAGGAGGAGGAGGAGGAGGAGGAGGAGGAGGAGGAGGAGGAGGAGGAGGAGGAGGAGGAGGAGGAGGAGGAGGAGGACGACGACGACGACGACGACAAGGAAUUUGAGCGAAAAGGGAAAUUCUUGCGAAUGCGAGUAGUCCUGGGAGCAACAGGUGCAAGGGAGGCAUUUGGAGGAGGAAUGGCAGCGAGAGAUGGUGGUAUGAGGGGGGACGGUGGCAGUGGGAGUGGUGGUGGGGGGCAUGAUGGGGGAGGGGAUGAUGGAAGGAGUGGUGGUAGGAAUGGUGGUGCGAAUGGUGGGGGUAAUGGUGGAGGGGUAGGCGGUGGAAGGGUUGUUAGCAGUGGGAGUGGGCAUAGUAGCAGGUACAGUAGAGCAGGCUCAGGCGGUAGAGCAAGGUAG
Messenger RNA from Closterium sp. Naga37s-1, 2844 nucleotides. The record is from the annotation of a GenBank genome assembly. Lineage: Eukaryota; Viridiplantae; Streptophyta; Zygnematophyceae; Desmidiales; Closteriaceae.